AUGAAUGUCUUAGCGAUCCUAGAAGGUUCCAGCUGGACACCGUGUGAGGACAUAGACUUGAAAGAACUCGAAAGUGAAAACGGUUUAGAUGUCCUUUUAGCACGUUUAGACAAACAGUGGCAGUACGAUGACCGAGUGGAAACUAACAACAUUUUCGACAACUUUUUCUUCAAGGUUCAACGGAAGACUGGCCAAACUCUCAUGGAGUAUGUCACAGAGUUUCAUCAAGCCUUGAGGGAAGUCUCACGUCUGAAGGUGUCUUUGCCUGAUGAGAUCACAGGCUGGCUGCUUCUGAGGCGUGCCGCACUCACCAAGGAUCAGCAGCAUCUUGUGCAAACUCAGGUCGGCAGAAACUUCACCCUGAAGAAUGUCGAGCAGAGCAUGUAUCAGGUGUUCGGCCAGGACUACAGGCAGACCUACUUGCCCAACACCAACAAGGCCAAGGGCUUUGCGAAGGGCAAGGGCCGUCAACAUAUCAUGCAUGCUGAUGAUUCAUGUGAUGAUGGGAGUGAAUGGCAAGAGUACUAUGAGACCGAUGAGGUCUACUGGGAUGCAGCUGGCGAGUCACCUGACCAUGAAGAAUACUAUGAUCCAAAUGAUGAGACGUGGGAUGAUACCUACUAUGAGACUGAAGAGUCCUACCAGGAUGAAUCGCUCUUUGACAUCCAAGAGUAUGAUGAGGCCUACACGGCCUACACCGAUGCCAAGCAGCGCAUACAGCAGCUUCGUCAGGCCAGAGGCUUCUAUCCAGUUGUGGCUCUCAUCGACAACAAGCAGAUGCCUCUUGCUGCGUCAGGCGCUGGAAGUCCGAAAGGCAAGGGCAAAAAGUCAAAGAAACCCACCGAAGCUCCACCGUAUGCUAAGGGUAAGGGUCCUAAGGCUAGAGCCAAGUCUUUCUUUGGCAAAGAUGUUUGUUUGCGUUGUGACAAAACUGGCCAUCGAGCGGCCAACUGCACUCAACCCUCGAGCUCUUCGGCAUCGGGCUCCAGCAAGAAGCGUGUCAUUGAUCUUGAUCCCAUGGUGAACAUGGUCUUCCAUCAGCAGUCUUCUUCAUCUGGCGAGAAUGACGAGUUCUUUGAGACUGAAGAGGCCUACGCACAGGGCGAAGCACUGGUGCGAGCUGGUCGAUACGACGAGAUGCAGUCCGAGGUUCAGUUCGCCGAAGAUCCUGAUGAUGAGGUUUUCUAUGAAGUUGAAAGCUACAUGAACGUGGAGGACGACGCCUCUGACGAGAUCUUCAGCAAGAAUGAAGUGGUCGAACGAGACCAAUGUGCGAUGACCAAGACAUGGGUCUGGAUGCAGGGCCAACUGACUGCAACCAAUCGUCGCACAGCAGCUCUGGCGAAUGAAGCUCGAGAUCCUGCUCAACCCAGGAAGAAGCUCAUUUGGGAGGUCUACAGUGGCACAGGUCUUCUUGGCGAAAUGGCUGAACUCAUGGGUGCCGAAGUCAUGCGAUUUGGGCUUCCCAACGGCUGGGACUUUACCAAGUCAUCUCAUCGAUCAGCUCACCCGAAGAUCAACCAGACCUUCAAGAUCAACAGAUCCAUGAGCCAGAUCAACUACACCAACAACCUGUGCAAGUACCACAACAACCUGUUCCCCUACAACAGCAGCAAGAUCAACAACACCAACAACCUUCUCAAGCACCACAGGAACCUGAUUCCGUGCAACCGGACAUACAACCGCAACCCACAAACUCAACAGCAAAUCCCCCUGUUGAUCCAAGUGACCCACACCCGGAUGACACACUGA
Cladocopium goreaui is the source of this 1752-nucleotide messenger RNA. The record is from the annotation of a GenBank genome assembly. Lineage: Eukaryota; Dinophyceae; Suessiales; Symbiodiniaceae.